AUGUUGGACAGAGAGGAGGAAGUUGGAAUGCAGAAAACAAAUGUGGAAGGAGCUCUCUCAAAUUGCUGUGCUACCCAUUCGCAGGAAUGCCAAUUGUAUAGCACUUGUUCAUCUGCACUGCAAUUAGAAAAGAAAGCGAUUAAAUUUUCUUCGUGCGACAAAUCUAAUACAGAAUCGACAUGUGCAUCAUCAGAGGAGGAACCAGUUGCUCCAGACGGUGGCUACGGAUGGGUCAUUGUUCUUGCGUCUUUCCUUAUCCAUUUUAUUUGUGAUGGGAUUUCAUUUUCAUUUGGCAUUAUGUUUUCCGAGAUUCAAGAAUACUUCAAUGUAUCAAAAACAAUGUCUGGUAUUGUUGGGUCAAUUUUUUUAUCAAUGCCUUUAUUGUCAGGGCCGCUUGCUGGAGCAUUAACCGAUAUAUAUGAUUGUCGACGUAUGACAAUUGUUGGUGGCUUGAUAGCAGCUGGUGGCGGAUUGAUAUCCUUUUUCGCCUUUAGUAUUUGGCAUUUUUUGCUUUCAUUUGCCUUCAUUACGGGCAUUGGCUUAAGCUUUUGCUUUAAUAGCGCUAUUGUUGCAGUUACUUAUUAUUUUCAAAAAAAAAGAGCCAUUGCAACGGGUAUUGCUGUCUGCGGUUCUGGCGCCGGUACUUUUGUUCUUGCACCACUCAUCGAAAUGCUGUUCGCAAAGUUUGGUUGGCAUUCUUCUCUUCUUUGUAUGGGAUUCCUUUUACUCCUUAUUGUUGGUUGUGGUUUUAUGAUUAAGGAUCUAGAGUGGCCUCAUGAUACUAUAGAAUACAAGAGAAAAAAAUUCAUUGAAAAAACUGAACGUGAAAAGUUACGGUUAGCUAUGUGGAAUGCUGGUAAUAAUUCCGGUGUCUUUACCGUGGAUUCUUCAUAUAUUGAUUCGGUUCCUCGCCGUACCGUAUCAUUGCCUUCGAUACCGACGUAUGCAAUACCCUUUCUGCAAGUUGUUCAUCAGUCUUCAAAUACACAAUCGGUAAAAACAGCUGUAAAUGAAUUGCAAAUACCGGUGCCAAAAAGUUACAGUAUGGCUGAAUUUUUGCAUGAUCCAGGAAAUGACAUAACGAAACAGCAGACACUUACUUUUGAUGUUAACUCUAGUGGACAGCUUAAUUUGAGGGUGCACGAUGUCGAAAUUGUUGCAUCAUCAGAAUCAUCUCGUCAGACUUGCUCUGAGGGAAGUUGUUACGCAGAAACUGACGAUUUAACAUCUAACCAAGGGUCUGAAGUAGAUAUUAAAUUUUCAAGGAAAACCUUCAGUGAUAGUGGCGAUAACAGUUUGAAUGACAUAGUCGGUAGCGGACAAAGCGAGCUUAUUCCUGCAAAACUUGAACGGGCAGGGAACUGUAAUUUUGUACAGGAUGCCACAAAACAACCGUUGUUAGACGACGACAUUAAGAGAGGAAAAUCGGCUACGCAAAUACUUAAAACCUCUGAUGUUAUUAUUUCUUCUUUUGCAAACCGCACUACUUGCAAUUCAUUUAUUAUGAAUCAACUGGGUGCAGCACAAGGACGAGUACCCGCAACUAAUGUGUUAAAUUUUCGAUGGAAAUUUAUGUCACUCGAUGUUGGUAUGUCCCGACGAAUACCUUCUGCUCCUGCUAUUUGUUAUCGCAGAAAACGAAGAUCAGGAACAAUUCAGUUGAAUAAAAUGUGGAAAUCAUUUCUGGAAUGGCUUUCUAAUACGAAAAUGGUAUUGAUAAUUCCUGAGUUUUCUAUUUUCCUGUUAAGUACAUUCAUUCUCUAUGUAUUCUUUGAUAUACCGUACGUCAACUUUCCUGAAUAUGCAGUGGAAGUUCAUAAUAUUACCGAAACUAAAGCGUCGUAUCUUGUAUCUAGCAUUGGUCUUACAAACAUGGUUAGCAUGUUGUUUUGUGGAAUUGUCGCCGAUUGGAGUCGAACAAGUGGAUAUGUCAUUCAAAUGUAUGGAAUAUUUAUAACUUUAGCGGGUUUAUGUGUAGCUCUUACACCGUUUGCUACUUCUUAUAUUCACUUAAUGGCACUUUGCAUUGGUUUUGGUUUCUUCAUUAGUGCGAACUACACCUUAGCAUCCGUGAUUACUCUUCAAAUCCUUUGUUUGUAUGAUUUUCAAACCGGUUAUGGAAUUCUCUGUCUUGUGGAAGGCCUUGGAAAUCUUCUCGGUCCAGCAUUAAUCGGUUUUAUUCGCGACAAUUUGACCGGUUACGAUAACAUAUUCUUGCUAGCUGGAGGAGGUGUGGUGAUUUCUGGUCUUAUGGUUGUAGCUAUUGAUAUAUUUAUGCGUACAUGUGAUAUUGAUCAUGAAAAGAAACAUUCGAUAAAACGUGAAAGAUAUAAUGGAGAUGGGGCAGUCUGUAUUAAGACGGUGAAAAACGGUGCAGUCUGUUUUGAGACGGUGAAAGACGGUGCAGCCUGUAUUAAGAUGGUGAAAAACGGUGCAGUCUGUAGUUCUCAUCAUGUGUUCGUCAACGUACCCUAA
Acanthocheilonema viteae is the source of this 2475-nucleotide messenger RNA. The record is from the annotation of a GenBank genome assembly. NCBI's taxonomy places the organism in Eukaryota, Metazoa, Nematoda, Chromadorea, Rhabditida, Onchocercidae.